AUGAAUAUAUUAUUUAUAUUUUUGUUUACCACCUUCGUUGCCGCGGCAUCACCGGAUGAGGAUUCUCAUUCUGGCGGUAUCCAUCUAAAUAUCGAGUAUCCUGAGGACAAAAGUAGUGGUCAUCUGGACGUGGCAACAGGUACUUUUUUCUGUCUAUUGUUGUCAUUGUACACAGGUGGUAACGCUGAACCUUCCGAUAUCAAGACUCCCGUGGUCAUAAUCGCGCCUAAGCCACUACUCGAUUAUGAGCGGUUGUACAAGAAGAUGAUGCACAGUCCUCCACGUACCAAUGGUCAUGAGGGUGUAGAGAAAGAUGUGAUUUACAAUAAGAAGGCUGCUUAUUCCGACCCUGUGUCACGUCGCCAACUUUUGUUUGAGCUUCUAAAGGAAGCUGAGGCCGAUUUGGCAUUUUAUCGUGCCGACCAUAGCGAGAUGGAACUGGUUAGCUUAGGUUGA
Messenger RNA from Babesia sp. Xinjiang, 456 nucleotides. RefSeq lists its product as uncharacterized. The record is from RefSeq and is a predicted model, not a curated record. NCBI's taxonomy places the organism in Eukaryota, Apicomplexa, Aconoidasida, Piroplasmida, Babesiidae. Bases 1 to 456 code for a protein of 151 amino acids. The transcript is spliced from 5 exons.